This is a messenger RNA of Symbiodinium natans, 2274 nucleotides long. The record is from the annotation of a GenBank genome assembly. Lineage: Eukaryota; Dinophyceae; Suessiales; Symbiodiniaceae.
AUGCAUCUCUUUCUGUCUGCAAAUGGGUUGCCUCUUGCCCGACAAGAUCGGAACUCCCCAGCAGCAUUCUGUCAUCUGUGUGUGUGUGUGGAAGUGUUGUGGACGGUAGCUGCGAGUCUGCGGCUCGCCCGUUCGCGUGGGUGUGGGUGUGUGGGUGUGUGGGUGUGUGGGUGUGUGGGCGUGUGGGCGUGUGGGCGUGUGGGCGUGUGGGCGUGUGGGCGUGUGGGCGUGUGGGCGUGUGGGCGUGUGGGCGUGUGGGCGUGUGGGCGUGUGGGCGUGUGGGCGUGUGGGCGUGUGGGCGUGUGGGCGUGUGGGCGUGUGGGCGUGUGGGCGUGUGGGUGUGUGUGUGUGUGCGCGCGGUUCUCAGCGUUUCAGUCAAUCUCAGAGCUCGGAGCUGUGGGGAGCAGUCUAAGGAGAGCCGCAACUGGCGUUCUGGCCUUCGUAGUGUGGCCCUCAGGAUUGCAGAGGCCGGGAGUUGCCCCCAUCGAAUACUCGGAGGGGGCACGCGUGGAACUCAAGGUCAACAAGCUGACGUCUGUCAAAACUCAGCUACCGUAUGGCUAUUACACGCUGCCAUUCUGCAAGCCGGAGAGUGGGAUUGUAGAGAGCGUGGAAAACCUGGGCGAGAUCUUGGCUGGAGAUCUCAUUGAAAACUCGGCCUUUGAUUUACGAAUGGGCGAGGAUGAGAAGUGCAAAAUGCUGUGCAAAAGACCACUAGAAGCUGCUGACAAAGAGAAGUUUCGAUCACGGAUCGACGAUGAGUACCUAGUAAACUUCAUUGUUGACAAUCUCCCAGCUGCCACAAAGUAUGUUCGCAAAAGUGACGGUGGUGAGUUCACGUACAUGAACGGUUUCCCGAUCGGCGUGCAGAAAGAUGGCAAGUACUACCUCUACAACCACUUGAAGCUGGACUUGAAGUACCACUCAAGCGAUCAGUAUGAGGGCCACCGGAUUGUGGGCUUCGAGAUUGAGCCGAGGAGCAUCGUUCAGGCGACGCAGGCCGAUCCCAGCAAGCCCGGGGGCUUGAAGGCCGUUUGCCAGGAGGGAGCCGAUGCUCAGCUCAUGGAGCUCGACACAUUCAACGAAGUCAUCUUCUCGUAUGACGUAGCUUGGGAGUACAGCGAAGUUCGGUGGGUCUCAAGAUGGGACAACUACUUGAAGAUGACCGGGGGUCAGAUCCACUGGUUUUCAAUCCUGAACUCCCUCAUGAUCAUGCUCUUCCUUUCGGGCAUGGUCGCCAUGAUUCUGCUUCGAACUCUUUAUCGAGACAUUACCAAGUACAACGAGCUCGCCACUGCCGAGGAAGCGGCUGAGGAGACUGGCUGGAAGCUCGUCCAUGGCGAUGUCUUCCGCAAGCCGCGAUUCGGCAAGCUGUUGGCAGUGUCGGUAGGCUCCGGAGUGCAGAUCUUGGGCAUGUCCGUCGUGACACUCAUCUUCGCGCUCCUAGGGUUUCUUUCGCCAGCUCAUAGGGGCGGCCUGCUUCAAUCGAUGAUGAUGCUCUUCACCUUCAUGGGCGUGUUUGGUGGUUAUGCCUCAGCACGACUCUACAAGGUGUUCAAUGGGGAGGAUUGGAAGACCAAUACGCUGAUGACUGCCAUGCUUUACCCUGGGGUCAUUUUCCUGGUCUUCUUCGUGCUCAACCUUUUCAUCUGGGGGCAGAAGUCGUCCGGGGCAGUUCCCUUCACGACAAUGUUUGCGAUUCUCGUCCUCUGGUUCGGCAUCUCAGUGCCACUAGUCUUCUUGGGUUCCUAUUUUGGAUUCCGGCGCGAGGCUAUCGCGCUGCCGGUGCGCACGAAUCACGUGCCAAGGCAGAUCCCGGCACAGGCCUGGUUCAUGCAGCCGCUCUUCACGUGCGCGAUCGGCGGCAUCCUGCCCUUCGGAGCCGUUUUCACGGAGCUUUUCUUCAUCAUGUCGUCUCUGUGGCAGCAUCAGUUCUACUACCUCUUUGGUUUCCUGGCGCUGGUGCUUGUCAUUCUGCUGAUCACGUGCGCGGAGAUCUCGAUCGCGCUGACGUACUUUCAGCUAACGGCCGAGAACUACAACUGGUGGUGGAGGUCCUUCUUGGCCAGCGGAUCGUCUGCUGUCUACGUUUUCCUCUACUCGAUGAUGUACUUCAGCAGCCGGCUGCAGAUCGACAAAGUGGUGUCUACGUUCCUGUACUUUGGGUACAUGGCCAUCAUGUCGCUGCUUUUCGGGCUGCUGACUGGUUCUAUUGGCCUGAUCUCGUCCUUCUUCUUCGUGAGGACCAUCUACGGGUCGAUCAAGGUGGACUGA